AUGGAUAGGUGUUCAAUAUCUUUUGCUUGGGAAACUAAUUCAAAGUGGUUUUCAGUCAUUUUACUAUCAACUUCACUUAGUAUAUUUUGCCGAGCGCGGGCAGCUGGAGAUGGUGGAGUCCGUCAUGCUGGCGGUGGGGUGCAUAUUCUGCCCAAGUACAGGGAAUUUCCUCAGCUUACCCGGAAACAGGUGAUCUAUGGUGAGUUCUUAAGCUCACUCAUGUGGUUCUGGAUUCUCUGGCGCUUUUGGCAUGACUCGGACGCUGUGCUGGGCCACUUUUCAUAUCCAGAUCCUUCACAAUGGACAGAUGAAGAACUGGGGGUCCCUCCUGAUGACGAGGACUGAAGGAGCAAGGUGAGAAGUUUCAAGAAAUUACAGCCUUCAUAUUUAAAGUUGUAAAUUAAAGUGGUUUGCCAAGAAUGA
This is a messenger RNA of Microtus oregoni (creeping vole), 423 nucleotides long. RefSeq names its product NADH dehydrogenase [ubiquinone] 1 beta subcomplex subunit 2, mitochondrial-like. The coding region runs from base 1 to 345 and encodes 114 amino acids. The transcript is spliced from 2 exons. NCBI's taxonomy places the organism in Eukaryota, Metazoa, Chordata, Mammalia, Rodentia, Cricetidae. The record is from RefSeq and is a predicted model, not a curated record. Gene Ontology annotation, cellular component: mitochondrial inner membrane.